Molecule: messenger RNA, 2091 nt
Organism: Carassius gibelio (silver crucian carp)
Lineage: Eukaryota; Metazoa; Chordata; Actinopteri; Cypriniformes; Cyprinidae
Product: beta/gamma crystallin domain-containing protein 2-like
Exons: 7
Coding region: 131-1378 (415 amino acids)
Biological process (GO): visual perception; lens development in camera-type eye
Molecular function (GO): structural constituent of eye lens
Source: RefSeq, a predicted model, not a curated record
AGCCCUCAUAGCAGCAAAAGACAAGAUCACAAAGCUCUCACCAAUUCCUGAAUCUGAAUUACAAGAAGAUAUCAAGAAGAAGAUCUUAAAAAUUAAAAAUAAUGAAAAAGGUGGUGAGAAACUAACAGCAAUGAAAGAAUUCAUCAAACUGACCGAUCACAUCUUUGAGGAGAUCUUGUACAGUGAUGUCAACCUGAGAGAUGCCAAGAUGAUGCUUGAGGAUGUUGUGAUGCGACGUCUGCCGAAAUGUGUGGGAGAGACUAGACUACAAGAAACUGAAGAGGCCUUCAAGGUUGAGUGGACAACAGCGGUGUACGAGUGGAACAAACUUCACCCAGAUCUGGUCUUGUAUAAGAAGGAUUUCAGCACUGAAGUGAUUAAACUGGAUUAUAAUAAGGAGGAAGAAAACCCUAUCAAAAGUGUCUAUUUCUACAGAAAGAAGCAGCAGAAUAAAGGCUGCAAGAUUAGGAAAUAUGAGAUAUCCAGUCUGCUGCCGAAGACGUUUAGUGAACAAGUUGGUCGAGUUUACUACACAAAAAACUCUGAUGAGGAGGAGAAGGACGCUAAGGACUGCUUUAUAUGGUGGCGCCUUGGCAAGUGUGUAAUUGAGCUAUAUGAUCAGAAUGAGUUUAAUGGUUCCAAGUGUGUGGUCACAGAGAACUGUUCAUCAUUGGACUGCUGCAGUAUAACAGAGGUUCGCUCCUGCAAGGUGAUCCGAGGCGUUUGGGACCUCUCUGAGGGUCGUGACUAUGCUGAACCCCAUUACCAACUGAAGGUGGGGGAGUAUCCCAAUCCUGGGUCAUGGGGCAAUGGCAACACUGCUCCUGCUCUGUCUGUUAAAUGUCUGACAUCUCAUAAGAUCCAGCUUUUUGAAAAUGAAGAUUUUGAAGAGCCAAUGCAUGAGACAACAGUUAACCGUCAUUCAUUGGACGGCUGUGGUAUAAAGGAGGUCCGCUCCUGUAAGGUGCUCAGUGGUUUUUGGGAUCUCUAUGAGGGUCCUGACUAUGCUGAAUCCCGUUACCAACUGAAAGUGGGGGAGUAUCCCAAUCCUGGGUCAUGGGGCAAUGGCAACACUGCUCCUGCUCUGUCUGUUAAACGUAUGACAUCUUAUGAGAUCCAGCUUUUUGAAAAUGAAGAUUUUAAAGAGCCAAUGCAUGAGACAACAGUUGACCGUCAUUUAUUGAAUGGCUGUGGUAUAAAUGAGGUCCGCUCCUGUAAGGUGCUCAGUGGUUUUUGGGAUCUCUAUGAGGGUCGUGGCUAUGCUGAACCCCAUUACCAACUGAAGGUGGGGGAGUAUCCCAAUCCUGGGUCGUGGUGUGCCAGUGACCCCACUGUUCCUGCUCGGUCUGUUAAACAUGCUUUUAUCCAAAGCGCCUAGAAAAGGAGUAACUCCAGGAUUGAAUGCUUACAACUGAUUGACAGCUACUGAAGCCACAUGUGAUUAUUUUGUGAAUAAAGCGUGUGGCAGAUGCUGCUGAAAAAGAGCAGUGCAAUGAAAUAUCAGUGAUGAGUAUAUCAGUUUAAAGAAACCGCUAUUAAACUAUAGUGGGGAAGAUUUUACCUUGAUUUUACUUCUUCACGAAUGCAGUAGACUGAUAUUUGGGGCUAAUAGCUGAUUUAUGUUAGUCUUUGAGCAGCUUUCUAUAUGCAUGUCGUUAUUAUUAUAUUCACAAUGUGGUGCUGGAUGUUGGGUGAAUAGACACUACAGAAGAUAAUUGUGAAGGGUUGUGUUAUAUUAGGACAGGUUUGUUUGCUGAUGGAUAAAUAUAGGUAACCGAUGGACCAUUUAUUUUUUGGUAAUUUACUGUGUAUGUGUGUAGAGUAGAGAUCUGGUACAGUUCUUGUGAGAUAUUUUGGGGAGAUGCUAAUUUUUAGAGAUUGAAUUUGAUAUGGAAUCAGUCUUUUUCUACAUAUAAUCUUUAAUAUUUUAGGAUGCAGGAGUUUAGUUAUAUAUGUCUUGUGUGAUUAAUGGGAAAACAGGUUAUUGGUGGAAAAUGUAAUGCAUUUCAGCUUGUUAUUCUCAAAAACUGACAAAAAUAAACUGUAAUGCAUCAACAACAAUGGUGGAGCAAGUAUUUAUUUCUUGUCUAA